Alosa alosa (allis shad) is the source of this 1752-nucleotide messenger RNA. RefSeq names its product fibroblast growth factor receptor homolog 1. Gene Ontology annotation, molecular function: transmembrane receptor protein tyrosine kinase activity; ATP binding. Gene Ontology annotation, cellular component: signaling receptor complex. The record is from RefSeq and is a predicted model, not a curated record. Lineage: Eukaryota; Metazoa; Chordata; Actinopteri; Clupeiformes; Clupeidae. The transcript has 12 exons. The coding region runs from base 151 to 1374 and encodes 407 amino acids. Gene Ontology annotation, biological process: cell surface receptor protein tyrosine kinase signaling pathway; multicellular organism development; protein phosphorylation.
UCACCGAGGUGCUUGGAGUUGUACUAACAGUAUAAUUCUGGAUAAGAAAUGACUGACGUUUCAAAUCUAGUGUAAUUUUGUAAGAUAACAACCAUGCAUGGACCAUCAAGCUAUGUACUCCUGCUAAAGAGAUGAUUAGAGAAUGCUGAUAUGACUCCAAGUUACAAUAACACAACUACAGGCCCUGACCUGGACUUUAAACACUACAUUCUUAUUGUCAUCUCAGUCGUCACCAUCCUCGCCAUCCUGGUGCUGGGAGGCAUCUGGAUAAAGAAAUUUCACUCUUUAAGGAAGACCAUUGAGGACUUGCGUCGAGGACUUGGCCGUCCGCUGAUGAAUGUUCCCCCAGCAACAGCAGACUCCUCACCCCUGCAACCUAGUGUGCCUCAGCCCCUGCCUGGCAUGGUAGACCCCAGGGACACCCAGGGCCCACUGCAGAGGGGUAAAACAUGGCGAAACUCCAGGCUCCCGUGGAGGCCUCCGCCACAGGUUCCCAACAUUACAAGGAUGGACCUGAACCUGCUUCAGCUCAUCAAGGCUGGGAAAGAGGGCGUCUUCUAUAAAGCUAAAAUGACCCGUGGCACGUGCAAAGGCCAUUCAAUGAUCACCUGCAAAAUCUCCAAAGAAGGGGUCAGCCCCAAACAGGUUGAAGUGGAGGCGUCUAUCAUGAGAAAGCUGCUUUACCACAAAAACGUCCUGCAGCUGUUGGAAUGGAACAGCGUGGAGGAACCCUAUAUGCUGAUCAUGGAGUUUGUGAGCUAUGGGACGCUGCGUAAUUUCCUGCAGACACAACGAGAUAAGCUGGCCUCAGACCCUGAGCUGCAAAAUCUCUUCACCAUCUCUUCUUACCACAUAGCCCUGGCAAUGGAGCAUGUGCGCUCCAAAAUGAUAGUGCACUGUGACCUUGCCUUACGGAAUAUCAUGGUGAGCCGGUUCCCCUGGGAAGUGAAGGUGGCCGAGUUUGGUCUGUCCAGGGACCUGACACGCAUGAGGAGCCGACGCAGCACCCACAAGAAACAGCGAAAGGAGCGUGUGCCUUUGCGCUGGUACCCACCUGAGUAUUUCAGGAACAACUACUACAGCUUCAAAGGAGACGUCUGGGCAUAUGGCAUUGUGCUUUGGGAGAUGCAGUCAUUUGGAACCCUGCCGUAUCCGAACCUGGAGACGUCUGAGGAGGUGGUGUAUCACAUCUGUGCUGGACACAGAAACGUUGGUCCAGACAGUUGUAGGCCAGAGAUACAACAAAUAAUGAAAGACUGUUGGCAGGAACCUUACACAUCAAGGCCAUCCUUCACUGAUAUUGUUAGAACCUUAGAGAACGUGCUGGAAAACGAUUCAGACUACGUGGAUGUUGGUUCAGCCAUAGAGGCCUGACUCCUCUCUUUGUCAGACGAUGUGUGGGCCUCAUCGGUCAGGGCAAACGUUUUGUUGUUGUUGAUAUUGGUGCAGGGGAAAUUGUACUCUUUUGGGCUCAUUGUUCAGAAUUGCUGACAGAAAGGAACGUCUGUGUAAAGGGUUUUUCACACUUCACUGUGUAUUAAAGAAAAUACAAUAUGUAUCAUAUAUAUAUAUAUAUUUAUAUUUGCUGUCAGGUGUUUUUACUGUCUUGUCACUUGGGGUCAGUGUCACUCCACUAUCUGUAGCCUAUUCAUCUGGGUUAGACUAUCUCUGUGUACUAUGAUCUUUAGGACUGACUGUCCUCGAGGCUGAGCCUUAACUGUCUGCUGUUUUAAUAAAUUAUUUUUUAUGGGA